Molecule: messenger RNA, 1154 nt
Organism: Uranotaenia lowii
Lineage: Eukaryota; Metazoa; Arthropoda; Insecta; Diptera; Culicidae
Gene: Nup37
Product: nucleoporin Nup37
Exons: 2
Coding region: 140-1105 (321 amino acids)
Cellular component (GO): nuclear pore outer ring
Molecular function (GO): protein binding
Source: RefSeq, a predicted model, not a curated record
CUUUUUGUGUUUUUCGGGCGGUUUGCAUCAGAAAUUGUGUUUAAUUUUAUUGUAUUAUACAUUCAAAAAUUUGAUAGCCAUUUUCAUAAUAAAUUGAUAGGAAAGUGGUCGGUAUAAAUAAAACAAAUUUCUUUCGAUUAUGGAUCAUUCAAAUAGCGCGCCGCCAACGCACUCCAUAAGCUUUCCGGAAAAAAUUGUUGCUUUCGAAUUAUCAAGUUAUGAGUGGUCUCAGAAUUUGCUGUGCGUAGCGUUGGCCGACAAACUAAUGCUAGGUAUUGUCCGGUUUCCGGAAGAAACUGAAUCGGAGUGUUUUGAGUGGAACCAGAUUAAAGAAGUUCACCAUGAAACACGCUGUCACUCGUUGGCCUUUGCACCACAAACUUCAUUGGCCGUACUACCGAAGGUAGUCAUAAUAUGCACGGCUGGAGCCGAUUUCAAUCUAAGGGUUUUCAACAGUGACCUCGAGAAUGACAAUACGGUACAGAUUCUGCAGGGACAUCGGAAUUAUAUCAACCAGGUCAGCUGGGAUCCAGAGGAAGAAUAUUUGGCUUCCUGCGGCGAUGAUCACAUGUGUAUCAUGUGGAAGUGCAAAGAAAACUAUGCCAAAGGUCCGACGUUCUUUUUUGGUUCUGCUGUUGUAUCGGCCAAGUGGCAUCCAGAUGAGCCAGGGCGGGUACUGAUUGCUGAAAAAUCUGGAAUUGUCCAUCUGUACAAUGUUGAUAAUAAGCUGGCCAUACUGUCCGUAGAAGCCAACAAAAACCCAUUGAACUAUGCCGAUUGGAGUUUAAAUAAUUCGGCCUUGGUAGUUGCACUAGCCGGUGGUGAGUUAGUUUUCUGGGAUUUGAAGAAACCAAGUCGACCUAUAGAGUACAAACGGAUUCACGAAGACUGUGGUCAUAUUGUAAAAUUUUCUCCGCAUUCCGAAACAAUAGUCGCAAGCGUAGGUCGACCCAGAAACUCCCUGAAAGUAAUUCAUGUAAAGAACCAGGUUCCUCAGGUUGAAGCCAAAUUAACUCUUUACGGCGGUCUUUGUUGGCACUAUCAGUUGCCGUAUGUGGUGGCUGGACAAGACCGAAAACUUUGCUUCUGGAAAAUUUCAUGUUAAAUGGUUUUGCGCAAAUGAAAUUUAAUUCAAAGAUUCAAUUUUCCAAUAA